UAUUGUUUCAUUGAAACAGCAGUUUCUUUAAUCAUUUUUCUUGAUCUGUUUUUUAAAUGUUGUUUGAAACUUGAAGACACCGUAACAUGAGUUUUUUUGCAGACACAUUACGUUCCAGAGAAAGUCAAAGUACGAGUGUUCCGGUGGGACGGAAAGUCCCCAAAUUUGUCCUUUUACGUAGAGUUUACCGCCGCCCAUAGAAUUGAAUAAAACAGUUAUGCAAUUUACAAGCGGCGUCCGGUCUCAUUUAUCGAAUGAUCCAUCAAUUCAAUUCUUGAAGUAACCAGGGGUCACCGCAGAGUAGAGAGUUCCUGAUCCAUUCAAGAUGACGGAUACAAAAUCCCUGAAGCUAAGACGUCGAGGAAAAAAGGGGCGUUUUUCAAGAUACAGCAACACCCUUUCCACAAUUAUAGAAGCCAGCAGACCAGAAACAGAAGUAAAGGAAGCACUUGAACACUUCCAAUCAGCGUUUGAAGAAGUACAGACGGCACACGAGGAGUUUGCUGAGCAGAUAGUUGAUGAUGCAGAAUUUGAAAUCGAAGAACGAUGGAUGAACGAAAUCCAUAGUGAGUUCAGCAGGCUAAAGAUUGAAUGUAAGCAGUACUUACACCGAGUAGAGCCUCAGGAAACAUCAACACCGCCCCCCUCCAGUUCAACAUCAGCACCGCCCCCCUCCAGUUCAGCAUCAGCACCUUCAUCAUCAGGUACGUCGUCUUUCAAGUUAGAGAAGUUGAAACUUCCAAAGUUCAAGGGAGAUGUUCGAGAAUAUAACAUCUUUAAGACAGACUUCGUGCAUCUUUCCAGUAUCUACACAGAUAGAGAUGCUGUCACUCUACUGAGAAGCUGUUUAGAGGGAAAGCCAGCAGAAAUGUUGAGAGGAGUCAGUGACUAUAAGGCUGCAUGGAAGUUCCUCGAUGCAAUUUAUGGAAGUCACCGGUUCUUAGCUGAUGCUGUGCUUAAUGACAUCAAUACAUUCAGAGCAUUGAGAGAAGGAGAGGAUGGUCGGUUUUGCGAGUUGACACAGCUUGUCCUCCGGAGUCACAACACUAUGAAAGAUGUUGGACACGAAGCAGAUAUGGACAAUCCCCAAGUGCUAGCAACGAUAGAAAAAAGCUGCACAUUGAAGACAAGAAGGUUUGGUUCCGUCAUCUAAACACGAAGGACUCUGAAGCAUCCGUAUCCAUGCUCAUAGAUUGGAUGACAGGGGAAAUGACUGCAAGAAUCAGAGCUACAGCCCCGAUCAGAGCAGCAAAGACAAGUCAGCAAAUACAUCAUAUCAAGACUGAAGAGAGAGAUUCAACAAGGCCAGAUACAACCAGGCAAGACACAACCUUCCGUACCAAACUUCCGCCAAAGUGUUGGAUCUGCCAAACAGAUACCCAUUGGGUUGAUCAG
Molecule: messenger RNA, 1395 nt
Organism: Strongylocentrotus purpuratus (purple sea urchin)
Lineage: Eukaryota; Metazoa; Echinodermata; Echinoidea; Camarodonta; Strongylocentrotidae
Exons: 2
Coding region: 326-1153 (275 amino acids)
Source: RefSeq, a predicted model, not a curated record